AUGGGAAAAAAGAAUCCGAGUGACAACGUUUUGGAAAAAAAGUGUUGGUUGGCACAUAACUGCACACCUUGGGAAAAAGUUAAAAAGUUUUGGGUAGAUACAUGCACGCUUAGAAAUAAAUGUAAGGGAUCUCUGUCGGAUUUGCUAGCAGAAUGGCCGCGCUACAAUGAUUUUAACGGUUACGAAUUGGUUGAUAUUGAUUUUAAUGCCAUGCAUCCAGAUAUUGGAAACGAGCUGUUCUUAAAACUUGACAAGUUUUAUAAAGUAAUCCUUCCUAUCUUAAAUGCGGAAGUAAAAGACCAAGCCAGCCGAGAGUUAUUACUUUCGAAACUCCUUUACAAAAAUUUAUCAAAUGAUUCUAAAUAUUGCGUUGUGUUGUUACUGCUCUAUGCGGUUCUUCAACCACAGCGUCAGAGUAAAACCCACAAACCAACGAUUGGUGACGCUCAAUCAGAGUUUAUAACACUAGCAACUACACCAAAUGAUAUAUUAACAAAGAUUUCGUCCAAAAUUGAGCAAUACGCGAUUAAAAAACAGCAAUUGCAGCCUCACAUCAUUGCAGUAGGUGAGGACUAUACAAAUGGUCCGCCAAUAGAUUUUUAUGUUUUAAAUAAUGGUCUUAAAGUUAUAAGAGCCAAAAAAUAUUGGUAA
Molecule: messenger RNA, 651 nt
Organism: Bactrocera tryoni
Lineage: Eukaryota; Metazoa; Arthropoda; Insecta; Diptera; Tephritidae
Exons: 5
Coding region: 1-651 (216 amino acids)
Source: RefSeq, a predicted model, not a curated record